Acanthoscelides obtectus is the source of this 2042-nucleotide messenger RNA. The record is from the annotation of a GenBank genome assembly. NCBI's taxonomy places the organism in Eukaryota, Metazoa, Arthropoda, Insecta, Coleoptera, Chrysomelidae.
GCAACACGGAAUUCAUAAUGAUUGGGCACUGGAACUACAUUUUGCAUACUUUUAGCUGCCAAAUAUAUUUCUAGUUUGCUUUAAAAUAGAUUUCUCAUUUUCAUUUUAGAACUGUAAUUGAUAUUACAUUCAAAACAAAGGGCAUUUGAGAUUUAAAACUUUUUGAAAAAAUGGGAAUUCAAUGAAUCUGUUAACCGCCAUGAUGAAAGUCGUUAGCAUGCCAAUGUCAACGUCACUUGUCAAUUAUUGUCAACCUCAAAGAAAGGCACCGGCAGCGUCUUUUAUUCAUGUUUUGAUGUUAAUAAACCAGCAAAAACUCUAAAAUAAUGGCAUUAGUUUGUGCGAGUAAGUUCAUUGCUUUCAAAAUUUCCGUGAUUUAAUAUCCACCAAUUAACCAUUCGCUAAACUCAUCUAUUUUCCAGUUUCGAAUGAGGUACCGGAGCAUCCUGUCGUCUCGCCUUCAUCCGGAGCUAUAUUCGAAAGAAGAAUUAUUGAAAAAUAUAUUCAGGAGAACGGUGUUGACCCCAUCAGUGGCAAAGAGUUGACUAUCGAUGACUUGAUCGAAAUAAAAACCCCGCCAGUUGUAAAACCGAAGCCUCCCAGUGCUACAAGCAUUCCAGCAACUUUGAAGUUGUUACAAGACGAAUGGGAUGCAGUUAUGUUAUACAGUUUCACUCAAAGACAGCAACUACAAACUGCAAGACAAGAAUUAAGUCAUGCUCUUUAUCAACAUGAUGCUGCUUGCAGAGUAAUAGCCCGUUUGAACAAGGAAGUCACAGCGGCUAGAGAAGCUUUGGCUACUUUGAAACCUCAAGCUGGUAUCACCACAGUUCCUCAACCGGCUGUUGCUGCUGAAGCUGCUGGUGUGGCCAACCAACCUACAGAACAAGCAGGAAUGAGUGCAGAUGUGAUACAGAAAUUACAAGAGAAGGCAACUGUAUUGACUCAAGAGCGUAAGAAGAGAGGACGUACUGUUCCUGAGGAACUCACCACAGCAGAUCAGUUGAAACAGUUCAGGACAGUAGCAUCUUUGAUAGGUCUUCACUCGGCUAGUAUUCCAGGAAUUUUAGCUUUAGAUGUUCAUGUUACUGAUACAAGCAAAGUGUUAACUGGUGGAAAUGACAAGAAUGCCACAGUGUUUAACAAGGACAAUGAACAGGUUAUUGCUAUUCUUAAAGGACACACCAAGAAAGUUACAAAAGUCAUCUACCAUUCCGAUGAAAACAUUGUCUUAACAGCAUCACCGGAUACGACAAUCAGAAUUUGGGAUGUGCCAACGGCUCAGACUCAGUUGAUCCUGAGAUGUCACGAUGCUCCUGUCACAGGCCUUUCUCUCCAUCCCACCGGGGACUACGUUCUGUCUUGUUCUGAGGAUCGUCAUUGGGCGUUUUCCGAUCUACGAUCUGGCAGAUUGCUGACCAAGGUUUUGGAUACAGCAGAUAUUGCAUUGACUACAGCUCAACUUCAUCCAGACGGCUUAAUUUUCGGAACAGGAACGGCGGAUGCUCAGGUAAAAAUUUGGGAUUUGGAAGAACAGAGCAACGUGGCGAAUUUCACAGGGCACUCGGGCGCUAUAACAUCUAUCUCUUUCUCUGAGAACGGUUAUUAUCUAGCCACAGCUGCAGAUGAUGCUUGCGUAAAACUGUGGGAUUUGCGAAAGUUGAGAAAUUUCAAAACCCUGCAAUUGGAGGAAGGAUAUCAAAUUAAGGAUUUGUGCUUCGACCAGAGCGGUACCUAUUUGGCUAUCGCUGGCACUGACGUCAGAGUAUACUUGUGCAAACAAUGGCAAGAACUGAAAGUGUUCAACGAUCACACUGCCGCAGCUACUGGCGUAAGGUUCGGCAAACAUGCGAGAUUCCUAGCUUCAACCUCGAUGGAUAGAACAUUGAAACUGUAUGGCUUAGAAUAAAUGUUUUGUAUUAGGUCACAAUGUUAGUGUCAAGUUUGAUUUGUUUUCAUCUAAUUUUUUUCCAUUUUCCAUCAGUUAUAUACAUAUUUCAUAUACUUUGCUAGGUACCUAUAAAUAUAAUAAUUUUAAAUAU